Molecule: messenger RNA, 1125 nt
Organism: Raphanus sativus (radish)
Lineage: Eukaryota; Viridiplantae; Streptophyta; Magnoliopsida; Brassicales; Brassicaceae
Product: leucine-rich repeat protein FLOR 1
Molecular function (GO): protein binding
Source: RefSeq, a predicted model, not a curated record
CCACUCAAAAUCACAAUGAAUCUCCUUCUUCAUCUCUCUAUCUUCUUCGCCAUUCUCUCCGUCUCUCCAUCCUCUCACAGCUGCAACUCAGUCGAGAAAAAUGCCCUCCUUCAAAUCAAGAAAUCUUUUAACAACCCACGAAAAUUCUCCUCGUGGAAUCCUCAAACCGACUGUUGUACUGCCUGGAGCGGCGUCAAAUGCACCAACGGCCGCGUCACAGACCUCGCUCUCUUUUCCAGUAAAAACUAUGGUCAGAUCCCUGACCAAAUCGGUGACCUCCUUGAACUGCGUUCACUUUUUUUAACUUAUUUGCCACAUGUCAGCGGAAACUUACCACGUACCAUCACCAAACUCAAGAACCUUGACUCCCUCAUCUUAAGGCAUAACAAUCUCUCCGGUCCAAUUCCUGAAAACAUCGGCGAGCUCAAAAGCCUAACGUUCUUGGACCUUUCCUAUAACCAGUUUACCGGUUCUAUUCCCGGUUCGCUUUCUCAGAUGCCGGUGCUUGAGACCAUUAAAAUCGACCACAAUAAGCUAACCGGUUCUAUACCGAACUCAUUCGGCUCCUUUGUAGGCAGAGUCCCCAAUCUCUACUUGUCUAACAAUAAGCUCUCAGGAAACAUACCGGAGUCGUUGUCAAAGAACGACUUUAACGGAGUAUUUCUGUCGAAAAACAGAUUCACAGGAGAUGGUUCGAUGUUUUUCGGACGGAACAAAACAACAAUAUCAAUGGAUCUAUCGAGGAAUUUGUUUGAAUUCGAUCUCUCCAAGGUUAAGUUCGCUAGGAGCAUAGUUGAUUUGGAUCUGAGCCAUAACCGAAUCUUCGGGAACCUUCCUAGGGGGCUGAUCAAGCUACGUGAUCUCAAGCUUUUCAACGUUAGUUACAAUCGUCUCUGCGGGAAAAUCCCACGUGGUGGUCUCCUUCAGACCUUCAAAUCUUAUGAGUUCGCUCACAACCGCUGUCUUUGUGGAACUCCUCUUAAGGCUUGUUAAAUGGUCUGAGAACAAAUAAUUAUGUCUUUAUCUGUAUGAUGAUGAUCAGGUGUUAAUUUCAGUCAAAUGAAUUGUUGCUUUUAAUAAAUUAAUGUUAAGAAAUUGGUAAUAAGAAUGUUUGUUUAGAUGUUC